UGGCUCGCUUCACUGCUCGCUUCACCUUGCGUAGUCAAGGUCAUUACAUGGGGUUGUGUGUGUAGGACUCCACGGACCUACUCGCUGGAACAAUGGGCCUUGAGCAGUGAGCAGGGUUGAGUAGGAGACGUCUGGCUAUCUGCUCCAGAAUAAUGUUUAAAUUACACCUCCGUUAAAGAGACCCUCCGUGAGUUCUAUUUCACUGGAGACUGACUGGGGAUUCAAGAUCAGGUAGGUCCUUGCGGGGUUGACCAAUGGCAUGUAUGUGUGCACGUGUGUGCAUACCUCUGUGGUUGCUUGUGUGUAUUUAUGUUUGGAAACUGUAUGUGCUUGUUUGAGAGAGCUGUACAGGAAGCAGGGGCCAAUUCUAAAUCACCAAGUAGAGGUAGUGGACAGAAGUCGCUACUAUGAUGAGUGCUUUGGGAGUAGUGGUGUGUUACAGUGCUAAUGCAUUAGCAAUCAUCAACAAAUAGCACAUUUAAAAAAAAUUGGGGUUUGGUAAUAAUAAUGUUUGGUGACAAGUAAAGUAGAACAGACAGAGAAAAAGCAAACAAAGGAUAAGUCAUCAUCAAGACAGUUUGAGUUUCAUACUCUUGUUUUUAUCUUUGCUUUAGGGCAAGAGAGAACUGUUUAAGCCCUGAGGCUAUGAUUUAAUUAGGGGUGUUUUCCGCCACACUAAUCCCCAACAAGGGGACCCCACAGGGGUGCGUGCUCAGCCCCCUCCUAUUCACCCAUGACUGCGUGGCAACGCAGGUCUCCAACUCAAUUGGCAAGUUUUCUGACGACAUAACAGUGGUAGGCCUGAUUGUCAACAAUGACGAGACCGCCUACAGGGAGGAGGUUGAGGGCCCUGGUGGAGUGGUGCCAGGAAAUUAACAAUUUUCAGAAGAAAGUACUUUGUUUCUUGACAUUUUGAGCCUGUAAUCAAAUCCACAAAUGCUGAUGCUCCGGAUACUCAACUAGUCUAAAGAAGGCCAGUUUUAUUGCUUCUUUAAUCAGGACAACAGUUUUCAGCUGUGCUAACAUAAUUGCAAAAGGGUUUUCUAAUGAUCAAUUAGCCUUUUAAAAUGAUAGACUUGGAUUAGCUAACACAACAUGCCAUUGGAACACAGGAGUGAUGGUUGCUGAUAAUGAGCCUCUGUAUGUCUAUGUAGAUAUUCCAUUAAACAUCAGCCGUUUCCAGCUACAAUAGUCAUUUACAACACUACACUGUGUUUCUGAUCGAUUUUUAUUCAUUUUAAUGGACAAAAAAAGGGCAUUUCUAAGUGACCCCAAACUUUUGAACGGUAGACAUUGCUCGUUCUGUAAUUUCAUAAUUUCUUUCUUUUUAGAUUUUUAGACUAUGUGUGUAUUGUCUUGUAUUGCUAGGUAAUACUACACUGUUGGCGCUAGAAACCCAAGCUUUUCGCUGCACCUGCGAUAACAUCUGCAAAUCUGUGUACGCUAAACUUUGAUUUGAUUUCUAUGGUGCAGACCAGAGUUAUGUUGUUUAUCUUGCUGGAAUCCUACAGGACAUAACGUGGCACAAAGUCAAGGGUUCUCUUUCGCCUGACAUUUCAAAGAUUUUUAGAGUAUGGCCCAAUGACGUGUCAGCAUAUUCCUUGUUGUUUUGAUCUAGACUGACUCUGGUUGAUUUUAGUUGAUUUUAGUUUUAGGAUUAUGUUGGAGAUUAAAGACCCUGUCCUCGAGAUCUCCAGAACAAGUCCUCCUGAGACAAUUUGUUUUGUCCUGGGAAAUCUUCGAUUGGCAUUGAACCAACUGAACCAGCCUGCACUGAAUUGUACUCUUUUACUGCCCCCAAGUGGUUGUAAAAGGGUACAACUUUGUUUGGAAAGUUAGAAAACGUCAUAUGUGAACUAGCUGCUACCAGCAGUGAACAGGCACUACCGUUACAACAAGUAGCUUUAUCUCUAUCCGCUGGACUCAAUGCUUCACUGCAUUUCCAGCAAAUGGAAGGGAGGGGCCCAUUGACUCUAUGUAUGGUAUAGGGAGGAACCCAGGACAUUCUUGUUUUGUACCAAACCCUCUUGAGAAUUGGGAACAUAUAGUUCUAUUGCUGUAGCAUUCCUCGUCUGAAUUAGCCUGUUUACACAUUCCCUUGCUGUAGUCAUGGAGCUGUCAAUCUCUCAACUCAUCAUUUAGAUGACACUUAAGAGGAGGUUUAGAUUGAUGUGCUUUCACAGUAGGCUACAUUGUCUUGACCCUUGUAAAAACAAAAUGGGGUCCAACCGCUCUCUGUGCCAUGGUCACAUUUGGGCCAAGGUUACAUCUUGCCAGGGGGCAUCUGCAGCAAAACCCCAUGGUAAUCAUAGAUUUUCUUCUCUACGGGAGUGAUAGCGUGAUGCGUGCCGUGUCAAUUCGCUCUGUUCAGACUGUAUAUGAACAGUGUAUUCUACAUAUUUAAACCAGGCUUACCGGGCUGUCAGAAACAAAUUGACACAUUAAAAACAACCUUUUGUUUUGAAUGUAAUGCAUACUAGUGUCAACUCUUAGAAACAAAACGCUAUCUGUAACUUAAAAGGUUUCUUUGGCGGUCCACAUAGGAUAAUCCUUUGAGGAACCCUCAUUGGUUCCAGGUAGAACCCUUUUGGUUCCAAAUAGAACUGGUUUGGGUUCCAUGUAGAACCCUUUCCACAUGAAACCCAAAUUCUACCUGGAACCAAAAAAGGUUCUCCUAUAGGGACAGCCAAAGAGCCCUUUUGUCAUCCUUUUUAUCUAAGAGUGCAGAAUCAUGUAAGCCUAAAGCUUUUCGUCAGUCUCGUUUGACAGCAGUCAAUGACCUAAGCGUACUGUACGUACCUUAUGGUACUUUGCAUUGUGUGAUCUCUAUGCUCAAGUGAAGUCACAUUCCAUGACAUGUUAGAACAGAACAAACGCGAAACUGUUUGCCUGAAACCAGGGAUAACUCCUCACGGCAUGGCUACACCCAUUCAGUCUGUACUCCUCUGUUUCGAUAGGGGAUGUUUUUGAUGUAGUGUGUGGAGCAGGGGAAGAGGCUGCUAUUUCCAUGCCUGUGUCACCCCCCCCCCCCCCCCCCCCCCAGUCAAAAAAAUACCCCAGGCUCACUUUUCCAAUUCCUGUUUUCUGUCGCUGCCAUCGUUUUUUUCUCCAUUGCCUUGUUCAGUCCCCUCUGGUGGAUCUGUCAAUAAGCCAGUCAUGACAAUGACACGUGGAAUUUUUCAUUACCUUUCCCCAGGGCACUAUAUAGUUCACUACCCAUGCCUCUUUUCCACUCUUGUUCACACCCUCUCUCUCUCUCUCUCUCGGAUUCUCUCUAUUUGUUCCUGUCCUGUUCAGACGAAGCCUGCUGUGUUCCCUAGCUGUCUGUACUGCUGUUUAGCGAGAAGUAGAGCUGUUUAGCAUUGAGCAGGACAACGUGUGACCACGUAGAACAGUCUAGGGCUGUGUGUAGGGCUGUAUCAGCAGGGCACAAGGGCUGUGUUGGGCUGGCAGAGGUAGGGCUCUCCCAUGGCCUACCCUCAGUGCCCAGCCCCUGGGUCCUACACCAUGGUCAUCAUCCCUCUCCGGAGCAGCCUCUACAGUCUUGACGCCCUACGCUUCUACCUAUGGAUUAAGAGGUUAAAGAACUUGGAGAGGGAGCAGGACUCUCUGUGGACCGGGCUGCAGGUUCUGGAGCGAGCCCGACUAUGGUACCGUCAUAGACUGGAGAACAACAGAUCCAGGCAGGCUAACGUGCGCACCGGGGCUGGAGCUAGGGCAGAGGUGUGGGGAGGAGAAGGGGUGUCAUCGUGCCUCCUGCGUUCUCAGAUCCAGAGGGUGAAUGGAUCUUUGGGUAGUCUGAUGAUUGAGCCCAACGUAACCAGCUGUCCCUCCUCUCCGAAGAGGGACGGGGUCGAGGUAUCAGACAGUGAGCUACGGUGGCAGAACAUGGUACUGGUACAGGAGGUGAGCGAGAAGAAUUUUCAAAUCUCCCUGUUGGAGCUGGAGAGAGACCGCCUUUUGCAAGAGCUGAGUGUGCAUCUAGGUGUGGAAGUGUAGUGGGCAUCCUGACUGAGUUAUUUGAGUUUGUACAUUGCCAUCAAGCCCAUUUCACUUUUAUCACACAUGAGCGCACACACGCGACUGAACACCACUUCAUAACUCUUCAACUAAAGUUAUUCCAAUCUAUGUCCGGAUUUCAUUGUCUCUCAUCACUGUAAAUAUGCUUGUAAAAUAAUAAUUCAAUAUACUGUAUGUACAAAGA
Oncorhynchus nerka (sockeye salmon) is the source of this 4204-nucleotide messenger RNA. Its product is annotated as suppressor APC domain-containing protein 1-like. The coding region runs from base 3469 to 3999 and encodes 176 amino acids. NCBI's taxonomy places the organism in Eukaryota, Metazoa, Chordata, Actinopteri, Salmoniformes, Salmonidae. The transcript has 4 exons. The record is from RefSeq and is a predicted model, not a curated record.